Acaulospora colombiana is the source of this 698-nucleotide messenger RNA. The record is from the annotation of a GenBank genome assembly. NCBI's taxonomy places the organism in Eukaryota, Fungi, Glomeromycota, Glomeromycetes, Diversisporales, Acaulosporaceae.
GGGCAGCUGGCAAUAGAAUCUUGUUGAAUCACGAAGUGAACAAUACACGGCCUGUUGGUGACUGGAUAUCACAUCUACCCCAAGGUUCUCUCGGCAGCGUAGCUGAAGAUCGCAGAACCCAGGCACUGUAUCCCUUCAAUCAAUCAGCUGGUGACCUGUGGACUGCGUCUCCUUCAUUUUGGUCUUCUCAUCAAGCGGAACACAGUCAAGCUUCUGCGUACCUUGGAGUAAACACCGGUGUCGUAGACAGUUUAUCCAGGACAUCAGGCGUCCAAUCCUUGGCCCACCUAAACCCAUUGGCCUCGCACCGAUCUAAUUCCUUCAGCUCCAUAAACCCUUCUCCUUCUAGAGGAACUUCAAAGCACACUCCCGGCUCUGCAUCGGUUAAUGCCUACCCUAAAGCAUGGCCUCAGUCUUACGAUUCCGCACCAUGGCCUACAGCUCCAGGGUUGUCUUCAAAUGAAGAAAACGAGACCUUUGGCCUUGUGGAUACUGGGUACCUUGGCAUGAACAAGGAGGUUGGAACUGCUCGCUCAAACACGAUCACGGAUCCCUCCUUUUCAUCUUCCGAUGCUCCUUCGAUGGAGCUGCUCUCCGGUCAAAGCAUCACUUCGUCACUUGGACGACAAUCCAGCGAGCCUCGACUUGCUGAAGAGGAUGAGGUCAGUGCAGAUACCGACAUACAAGAACGAGACUGA